This is a messenger RNA of Heterobasidion irregulare TC 32-1, 983 nucleotides long. RefSeq lists its product as uncharacterized. The transcript is spliced from 5 exons. Bases 1 to 849 code for a protein of 282 amino acids. Lineage: Eukaryota; Fungi; Basidiomycota; Agaricomycetes; Russulales; Bondarzewiaceae. Gene Ontology annotation, biological process: mitochondrial respiratory chain complex IV assembly; intracellular copper ion homeostasis. The record is from RefSeq and is a predicted model, not a curated record. Gene Ontology annotation, molecular function: copper chaperone activity; copper ion binding. Gene Ontology annotation, cellular component: mitochondrial inner membrane.
AUGCACUCCUCCCUCCAACACAUCUCUCGCGCCCUCCCGCGCGCCCGCACCUCCCUCGCAGUUCCACAACCACAACACCCUUCGACUCUUAGGUCCGCUGCACUCAAGAAGACGCAGAGGGGGCCAGACAUCAGUGGAAGACGUGCGUACUCGCAGAAGAACACCACGCCGGCCGGAGAGCGGGAUAAAGCGACAGUUGGGGUGUUCACGCCCAAGGCGGCUGCGCUUUUCGUCCUCGCGGGUGCAGGCCUCUUCUUCUACUUCCGCUGGGAGAAGCAGCGCCUGCUCGAAGCCAAAGAAAAAGAGAAGGAGUCCCGCUCCGUCGGGCGCGCGCACGUCGGUGGGCCGUUUGAGAUGCUGACGCACGAGGGCAAUCCGUUCACGGAAAAGGACCUGCUCGGGAAGUGGAGUCUGAUUUAUUUUGGCUUCACGAAUUGCCCGGACAUAUGUCCUGACGAGCUCGACAAGAUGAGCGCCGCGGUCGACGAGAUCGACAAAGCCUACGGCCCCAUCGUCCAGCCUAUCUUCAUCUCCGUCGACCCCGCGCGCGACACCGUACCGCAGGUCGCACGCUAUGUCGCCGACUUCCACCCGCGCCUCGUCGGGCUCACAGGCACCUACGCCGCUGCCAAAGCCGCGUGCAAGGCCUACCGCGUCUACUUCUCGACGCCGAAAGAUGCCCAGCCCGGGGACGACUACCUGGUCGAUCACUCGAUCUUCUUCUAUUUCAUGGACCCGGAUGGGAAGUUCGUCGAUGCGUUUGGAAAGUCGAGCGAGGCGGGGGAUGUGGUGGAGCGCGUGAAGAAGGAGGUGGAGGAGUGGAGGGCGGAGAAGGGGCGUGUAGUGUGAUGGACUCCAUGCCUUGGCGUUGUAGCUUGCGUUUCCACACCACCACUCUGAGCAUACUUACCUCAUGGAUAGUCGCGCAUGACAUCCGAGCAUCGUGUACCAUACUCUCGCUAAUUCAAUUCUCACCACCCCUC